ACCAAAUCGCCUCGUUUCGGCUAAACAACGAGCAAACGGACAAUUAUCUAUAAUAAUCAUCAUUUAUUUUACGUAUAAUAUUAUUUUAGCGCUUGCAAAAAAUAACAGAAAAUAUUUCACGCACAGAUUAUUAAAUGAUAUAAUUUUACGUGUGAAAAAAGGUUUUAUAUUUAAUUGUGAUGUUUAAAAAAAAGUCUGUGUUUAGAAUUUAUUUUUAAAUAAUGUAAUUGUUAUGAUUUAAAAUAUUGAUUCGAAUUUUAAAAAUGGAAGAAACACGCAGUGACUCGCCCGGAGAUACGAACCGUCAAGAACACAAUUCGAAAACUUCUUUUUUAAUUGAAGAUAUACUGUAUCGUGGGCAAAGGACGUUCAAGCAACCGGAUCCGAGAAGGUUUGAUUACGAACGGGAACCGAAAUAUUUUCCAGUAGCCAACGAUGUUCGGCCAGUGCCCAGGGAAGGAUCUUACUUGCAAGUGGCUAUGGGGGCCUUAGGAGCCUAUCUGCACACACCGAACACAUACAAAGCUGUCGAAACUCCGUAUUUCCUGUCUCAAGGAGUGCCCUACCACGCCCUCUUCACACCGUCGGAGCUGUCACUCUCUGCGUUGAAGCAUUGCCGUCGAAGGAAAGCGAGGACCGUCUUCUCAGAUCCACAACUAACAGGUCUAGAGAAGCGAUUCGAAACCCAACGAUACUUGUCAACACCAGAGAGGGUGGAGUUAGCUGGUGCCCUCAACCUCUCCGAAACGCAGGUGAAGACCUGGUUCCAGAACAGACGGAUGAAGCACAAAAAGCAAAUGAGGAAACAGCAACAACAGAGAAGUUCGACUGCAGUGGAUUUCACAACAAAACAUCCUUCACAAGCUGGGGAUGACUCACGAAUAUCGACCACCCAUACAUCCGACUCCGAAACGGAUCACAGUGACAGCGAUAUCGACAUCGUAGGCGAGUCGAGCUACGCACAACACUAUACUGGAUCGUAA
Molecule: messenger RNA, 983 nt
Organism: Vanessa tameamea
Lineage: Eukaryota; Metazoa; Arthropoda; Insecta; Lepidoptera; Nymphalidae
Product: brain-specific homeobox protein homolog
Exons: 5
Coding region: 264-983 (239 amino acids)
Biological process (GO): regulation of DNA-templated transcription
Molecular function (GO): DNA binding; DNA-binding transcription factor activity, RNA polymerase II-specific
Source: RefSeq, a predicted model, not a curated record